AUGUCUAAUGAAACUUCGAGCAUUGAUCUUUGCUCGUACGACGAGAAUACUAAGAAGAAGGAGAUCAAACCAUCUCCGAAAGUGUUUGGUUUCAUCGGGCUGGGGAACAUCGGUGCCGGGGUGGUGAAGAACCUUAUCAACUCCGGCCAUAAGGUUAACUUGUUCAACAGAACGCCUAAAAAGAUUAUCACUGCCAGUUCCUAG
Molecule: messenger RNA, 204 nt
Organism: Acanthoscelides obtectus
Lineage: Eukaryota; Metazoa; Arthropoda; Insecta; Coleoptera; Chrysomelidae
Source: the annotation of a GenBank genome assembly